CAGCUAAAAUAUGUUUUCAGAUGCAUUACUUCAUGUUUAUUCUGUGUGUAAUGAGCCAUUUUCAGUUAUAUAUAUAUAUAUACAUAUUUGUGUUUGUUUGUAUUUUUACCUCCAACCAGCAGGUGGUGUAUCUUUUGUUUAACAUAACUGAUGUAGAUGCAAGAGGUCAGUGUAAUCACCUUCAGGUGUUGCUGCUUUGUGUUGAGUGAGAGCUGCCAGUGCCAAUGACCAAUUUCUAUUUAUGGUCAUUUAAUGGGCAAUCAAGUCAUUUGAAUCUGGGAACAACACAUUUUUUGAACUUGUGACAUGCUGAGCCACAGACUGUGGCCAUGUACAGUUGGAACAUUUUAAAUGGAAACAUUUGACAACACUGGAACAGCAAAUGGUGGGCUAAAAAGAACUGAAAUAUUUAUCUAUAGUUUAUUCAUGCAAGCACACAUCACCAUUAAAUCUCACAGUAACAACCUCUCAUCUGUUUUCUAAGAGUAGGUCAUCUGUCAUAGCAGCAUGUUACACUUCCUUUAACAUGAGUCAUUUGAGUACAAGCUUUAGCUGAGUGUGGAUUACUUUGGAGGAGGAGGAGUUUUGCUUUAUCAAUGAACUUCCUUUAAGUGUCGUUAGAUACGCCACAACUGUCAUUAGGGGUGAGGCAAAUGUUGCAACAGAAAAAAAGAAAGAAGAAAAGAAAUCAGGAAGUGUUUUGAAUUCAGCCCUGCACAGUCCACAGUUCUGCUUUAACAGUAGGAAGCAGAAGUGCAGCACAGCCAAGAAAGAUUUAAUACUACACCGUUUGAGAAGAUUCAAAGAUGUUUUUCUCAUUGGCCAGCAUCAUCUUUCUGUUCGCUGUCAUUAUUCCGGCUGCCCAGGGUGGGAAAGUUCUGGUUUUUCCACAUGAUGGCAGCCACUGGGUGAACAUGAGGGUACUUGUUGACGAACUGCAUUCAAGAGGACACGCUGUGACUGUCAUCCGGGCUGCAGACAGCUGGUACAUCAGUGAAACGUCUCCACAUUACAAUACUGUCACAGUAGAUGUUGCUGGUGGUGCAAAUGAGGAUUUCUUUCGUCUCUUUGUCUCUGAAGUUAUUAAAAUUAAGCGAAGCAAGGGGUCUGCAUGGUCCCGUUUUGCUUUAGACAUGGAGCUUAAAAACAAGUUCUUUGAAUUACACAGGAAAGUCUGUGAAGUGAUUAUUGACAUAUUUGAAAAUAAAGAAUUAAUUAAAUCCUUUCAAGACGCCAAGUUUGAUGUGGUUUUGACAGACCCUGCUAACGGAGGAGGAGUAAUGCUGGCUCACUAUCUUGGAUUGCCGUUAGUGUUUAAUGCUAGAUGGACUGUUCAUGGCGAAGCCCAUUUUGCUAUUGCACCCUCCCCGCUUUCCUAUGUCCCACUUCCACCUUCAGAACUAACAGAUGAAAUGACUUUCUUUGAGAGGGUCAAAAACGUAUGUUUUUAUACCAUGAGGAUGCAUCUGUACAAGCAGGUGGUUGGGCCACAUUAUUCUGCAGUGUCCAGCCGCUACUUUGGCCCCGAAGUAGACUACUUCUCCCUGUUUCAAGCAGCAGACCUUUGGCUCAUGAGAGUGGAUUUUGUGUUUGAGUUCCCUCGUCCCACCAUGCCUAAUGUUGUCUAUAUGGGAGGGUUCCAGUGUAAACCUGCAAAACCUCUACCUGAACACCUGGAGGAGUUUGUGCAGAGUGCUAAAGAGCAUGGAGUCAUCAUCAUGUCUCUGGGGACUUUGAUUGGAGAGCUUCCCCAUGACAUGGCUGAUGAGAUUGCUGCAGCUUUUUCCAGUUUACCUCAGAAAGUCAUCUGGAGAUAUAAAGGUGACAGACCAGCCACUCUGGGCAACAACACUUUACUAGUAGACUGGAUGCCACAGAAUGACCUCCUAGGACAUCCAAACAUUAAAGUAUUUAUAAGUCAUGGAGGAACAAAUGGAAUAUAUGAGGCUAUAUAUCAUGGAGUUCCAAUUGUAGGCAUUCCUAUUGUAUUUGAUCAAGCCGACAACCUCUCCAGACUGAGGGCAAAGGGCGUUGCAAAGGUAAUGGAUGUUUCUGAAUUGGAUAGGAAAAUAUUUCAGAAGGUCAUACAGGAAGUCCUGAAUGAGCCCUCCUACAGUAUGAACAUGCAGGGACUCUCCAGGCUGCACAGAGAUCAGCCAAUGAAGCCCCUUGACAACGCCCUCUUCUGGAUAGAGUUUGUCAUGAGACACAAAGGUGCAGCUCACUUGAGAACAGAGUCCUAUAGACUGCCCUGGUAUUCCUACCACUCUGUGGAUGUCAUAUUAUUUUUACUAACAAUCGCACUAUUCAUUUUGUUGUUUUUUGCUGGGUUAGUAUGGUCAUGCUUAAGACUGUGUUUGAAAAGAAAAGUGAAAUCUGACUAACCAGGAAAAAUGGAUUGAUUAAUUUCAUGUUGGUUAAUGUAUUGUUAUAUUACAGUCAGUUUGGCUGUGAUCAGUUGAAAAUUGAAAGGAGUAGUUGUUGAUAUUUACUUUUGUUCAUAAUCAAAUGAAAUCUGAAAAACUACCACAAGACUAGUAAACCCCCUUGAUGAAAUGAGCCAAGAUUACAAAGUUCAACUCUUCUACACUUGAUUUUACUGUAUACUACAUUAUGCUAAAAGCUGUUAAAGGAUCCUGAAUAAUAAAAACUUAAAUUGUCAAAGGAAA
This is a messenger RNA of Dicentrarchus labrax (European seabass), 2669 nucleotides long. Its product is annotated as UDP-glucuronosyltransferase 2A2-like. Lineage: Eukaryota; Metazoa; Chordata; Actinopteri; Moronidae. The record is from RefSeq and is a predicted model, not a curated record. The coding region runs from base 807 to 2384 and encodes 525 amino acids. The transcript is spliced from 2 exons. Gene Ontology annotation, molecular function: UDP-glycosyltransferase activity.